UCGGUUUGCGCGCCAUGUUCACGCAGACGUUGGCGCCAUCUAGCUUGACUGCUGAUUUUGGUUGCCGAUCAAACUCCGUCAUUUGGUUUUUAACAAAAAGAACUACCGAUAUUGCAAUCAAUUCUGUGUUCUCGACGAACUGCCGAAAAACUAAUCGUUUAGCAGGCAGAUUUACAGCGACCGUGUGCGAAUACGCGAAAUCGUGUGGCAAAUGACGCAUCAACGUAGAACAUUGCUUGCAUAAAGGCAAGCGUGCAUCAGUUCAAAUGUAGUGCUACGAUUUUUUCGAGUUGUGUAAUUUAGUGUUGCUUUCAACAUGGAAAGCAAGAACUCCACUAGCGAAAGCAAACCGAAUAAAAACGUAGAAACGGACGACGUGGGAAAGGAAAGUGAACAUUAUGAGAAGGCCAAACCAGGGAGUACCAACAAUGGCUUGGCGUCUGCUGAAACCAAAGAAAUCGACGAACCGGUGGAAAAUAAUAAGGGUAUCGAACAGGUAAAUCAUGUAGAGAACAAAACGCGAGGAGUUAAACGAAAAGCGACAGAUUCCGAGGUUCGCUCAAAGAAUGAAACUGGCAACCAAACGCAUAGUUCUGAGCACGUAGAGAACCGCAAAGAGCACCAGAGCAGCGAAAAUUUAAAUGAUAGCGCUAACGACAGUAAAGAAUCCACUGACGAUCCAGAUCUGGGUAAUUGUACGAACGAUGAGUCCGGUGAUGAUUUUGCUGGUUUUGCAGCCGACCAAACGCCGAAAACGGUGUCGGAAACCGACACGAUGGGUAAGGGGAAACGGGCUCGCAUUCCCAACAAAAGGUACAGCGACAUCGCGAUGUCAAGCGUUAGAAAAUCGUUGGGGUCUUCGGUUAAAAGUCUCGACCUCGACAUGGAAGACAUCCUCAUCAAAGAAGAACCAACGGAUUCGCCAAUUGGCAGCCCGUCCUUGCAAUCGUCGAAAAGGCAGCAGCAACGCCAGUCGUCGACACCGACUAUAAACUUACAGGAUCCAAAAUACCUGAAACCCUUCAAGUACGGUUGGAAACGGGAACUGGUGUGGCGUUCGACCAGUACCAGUUUGAAACCGCUGGGAGAUAUUUAUUAUUACACACCGACCGGAAAAAAGGUUCGCUCCUUUCGGGAACUGGCGGAUCACUUAAACAAUCGCAAUUUGACCGUUGAGAAUUUUUCAUUCUGCAAAGAACCGUUGGGCGUGGAGGAUCCUGAAAAGGAAAUGAUCCGCAAUGCGAAAAUCAAGUCCGAGUCGGGGAGAGACUCGCCCGUACCGCCUAAGAGGACGGAGCUUUUUAAGAAGGCGAAAAAGUCGAUUCUGGCCAAGGCUGAGCCCGCCCCCAAGGUAGUGGAAGGUGGUGUCGCGGCCAAAAGGAAGGUGGACCCACUGCCCAAAGCUGCUAGGCCUGCGAAGAAGAUUAAACUGUCACCCAAGAGGGGCAAAACGCCGUUAUCGAAAAAGGCGAAAGCCUCGCCCGCCGCGCCGGCGUUGGACGAUUCUGCGGACGCCGACGCGACUCCUACGAAAGCCGUCGUUAGCAGCACCGCCGUCAAAUCCAACAACAACAGCAGCAGCAGCAAACCCUGUCAGCCGUGUUCCAUCAGGUGCGAAGGGGUGCAGGGCCUCGUGCCGACCCUGCAGUGCCGCCUCUGCCUCUGCCUGUACCACCACGAGUGUGUGGGACUCACGCCUCAUCUGUCACUUCCCUACGUCUGCAAGAAUUGUCACAUCGAGCAAGGCCAGAAACCGAACCAGUCGACGACCAUAGUGGCGCCGCCGCCUCUCACCCCGAUAAACUCAUUAAAACCGACGGGAGCGCCGCCCCGUCCGGGACCGAUGCCGAAAUUGCAGCGGAUUCCACGGGCGGACGACGUCGCGGCGGCGACGGCCGAGCCGUUGCUGCCCGAAAUGCCGAAACUGACGCCCCGACCUGCGGAUCCACUCCCGGUGGCGUCGGAGGCGGCCGUCGCGAAGUCGUCCCUCGUCGGGUCGGUGACAACGUGGUUACCGCAAAACGUGAAAAUCGUAAACGGGGCGGAGCCCGCGGAGGCACCGAGGCCUCAGUAUCUCGAGUUUAUGGGGGGCCGCAAGUUUCUUGUCAUACCAAAACACAACUACAUGUCGGUGUCGUCGAAUAUGGCGGCGCGAACAGCGGAAGGGGAGAGACCUGCGGCCGCCGCCCCUGAGCUGCCGGACGCGGCCGACGCCGAGCAGUUUUCGUUGGACGUCAAAGUGGAGCCGACGUCGCCGUCGAAACCCGAGAGCUCCCAGAGCGAGGAGGCGAUGGACGCGGCUAAAUCUGACGCCCCUCCUCCGAAUAUAGAAACGUCGAUGAACGCUUCUUCUUGCUCGCCGUCGCUCGCGAAAACCACUAAACGUAACUUCAAACUGAGAAGCAUCACCGGCGGUGGGUCCUCCACUACCGACGACAAAAACGAGGCAAAGUUCAUGGAAAACUACCUGCAGAACCUGUCAUUUGGAUACAACACACUGCUAUAUGUAUUCCAGUACCUGAAGGUCCAGGACUUGCUGCGUGCGGGAUGCGUGUGCACUAUGUGGCGCGACAUAGCGAGCCACCCUGUCUUGUGGCGCACCGUGCGCAUGAAAAAUUCACAGGUGCACAGUUUCGAAGGUCUGGCCAACACCCUUAAGAAACACGGUACCGUGCACCUGGACUUGCGAAAAAUGUUGCUGCCCAGCGCGGGUGACGAUGUGUGGACCGAAUUUUCGGACGCUAUUGAGCGUGUCGACACGCUGCGCAAGAUCGAGCUGUGCCGAUGUCCAGCGGGCGUCGUGGAACGCCUACCGGUCACGAAUCCGGACCUGGAGGUCAUCAACGCGGUCACGAUCAAGUGCGAGUCGAUGGAUUUCACAUCGCUCAAAAACUUGACCAGGAUCAGGGAAUUGAGGCUCAAGUCGACAACGGGACUGAGCGUAAACUCCAUCGACGCCCUUAAGGAGCUAAAAACGCUAAAGAUCUUGUCGCUGACGUCGGUUGUCGACCUGCACAAGCUAGACGUGAACGUCAUCGCCGAACUGACGGAGCUCGAGUCGUUGGACCUGGGCGAGUGUACUGAUUUCCCAAAGAAUUUUGGUCAGGAUGUGAUUAGCAAGCUCGAGCAUCUUGAAAAGCUCCGUCUAGAAAAGGGCCAGGGUAAUUGUCACACGUUCGAAAUUUUCGACGCGGUGCGCAAGAUGAAGAAGCUCGAGCAACUCGAGUUGGUCAAUUUUGAUGUGAAGACCGGCUUCGAUAAAGCCCUCGGUGGGUGCCACAACAUAAAGAAGCUGAUGAUUAUCCCGACGUAUAUUUCGCAAAGCGCGACCACAAAUAAUAUGGUGCUUGCGGGCGUACUGCGAUUGCGAGGUAGCCUGUGCCACUUCGUGUGGGGCGUGACGCUUGAACUGUUGCGGGUUACGGAACUGUUCGUCGACCAGUGCGAAGAGCCCAAGGACAAAAAAGACAAGAGACCUACCGGAAACGGGGAUAGCAUACCGGUCCUCAAGCCGGUACCCGACCUGACCCAUACGGACGUCAUCGAGACCGCGUGCAACCCGCCGCAGGUCGAAAUCUUGCCUCUGCCCAAUCUGCAGAAAUUGCUGCUGAACAGUUUACCGACGACGCGUGUCAAGAUACUGAAGAUACCCUUCCACGCCACCUGGAGGCAAACGCUCACAGAUUCGGUGUAAAAUAAGGGGGCGGGGUGAGAAGGCUACCGCGAGAGUUUUGGGGCAGAUGACGAGAGAGAAAGAGAUGUAUAUUUAAUUUUUUUUUUUUUUUUUAGUGAACAGUCCCAUUUUUGUAGCGCUUAAGUCUAAAUAUAUUUCGGUUUUUGGUCCGCUCGGAUUCCGGUGCUCUCCUCCCCCGGAAGGGUCGGCGCCGCCGCAGACCCUAACACGCGCACACGCACGUGCUUUUUGUUUUUUUAACUGUACAGUUUACUUUUUUAUUAGAUAUUUUAGUUAUAAUAUCUACCUGGUCUUUUUCAAGAUAUUUAUAUAUAUAGUUCUCACCUCCCCCCAAAUAGAUCAAGAAUAAAACACGUUUUACAAGGCUCGUUUUAUU
Molecule: messenger RNA, 4070 nt
Organism: Cylas formicarius (sweet potato weevil)
Lineage: Eukaryota; Metazoa; Arthropoda; Insecta; Coleoptera; Brentidae
Exons: 8
Coding region: 317-3694 (1125 amino acids)
Molecular function (GO): DNA binding; protein binding
Source: RefSeq, a predicted model, not a curated record